CUUCUUCUUUUUCUCCAAACUCACGACGAGUGGCAGGUGGCAGGGGCAGGCUUUUCACAUGCAAGUUUAGAACAAGGAACAAGCCGUCAAAGGUUUGCUUUUCAUUCACUUCUCUUUUUUGGGCGCCAACGUGAGUGAGCAUUCGCAGCUUUCUGGAAGCGUGCCAUCGGCCAAUGUGCUCUUUCAUCUGUUUGCUUUUUUCCUCUGGCGGUGGGUGAAAUUGGUCUGAGGGAGCUGGGUGCCCCGGACUCUGCCCCCUCGUCCCCCACAUUCGAGUGAGCCACGCACGCUAAGGAGGUUGAAGAUGUUGCGCUGGCUGCUGCCCCUGCUGGCCUGUGUGAGGAUAGCAACGCUGCCGCAAGAUGAGGGGACCGCCUACGAUGGCCACCCAUACCAUGGAGCGGCUUGCGCGUGGACGUGCGCGGUCUUCACGAUGCAGUGGCCGGCGGCCUUCUGCCAGUCGUUGGACAACGCUUCUCUCUGCACCAUUCCUGAGCACGUCGACACCUGGACCAUCCACGGCCUGUGGCCCAUGAAGGUGACACAAUGCUGCAGGUGUUGGCCCAUGUUCUUCUCCGACGUGCAGGAGCUGCAGGACGCGCUGGAAGAGUGCUGGCCGUCCUUGUUGAAAAGUCAACCCAGCUUCCAUUUCUGGAGGGACGAGUGGGAGAAACACGGCACGUGCGCAGCGUGCGUGGAAGGCCUCAACUCUCCGCUCAGAUACUUCCAGACGUGUCUCAAGCUCCGAGGCCGCUUCGACCUCCACAAAGCCCUGGGGGACGCCGGGAUCAAGCCAUCCUGCGAUCGACCUUACAAGCUGUCUGAGGUGCAGGACGUGCUGGCUCCUCUGCUCGGUCGCACGUAUGAGAUUCAGUGCAUCAAAGACGACAAGGAGCGCGAGCUUUGGUUCCAGGUUAAGAUCCGCCUGUCUCGCAACCUGACCGUCGGCUGCGAGCACGCCGCGGACGUGACGCCCAUCUCUCAAGGUCACCCCUGCCCGGCCCAGGGGACCUUCUACUUGCUGCCCAUCGACUGGCGGCGCCCGUCGCGGCCCUGCGACUGACGUCUCUGCCGCUAAAAGGCGGACGGACGGACGGGCACGACCCGCUGAGCAAACAUUCCUUCAAAUUGUCCACGCAUCAGAAAAUGUGACCCCAGCCCAGUCUGGAGCUGAGCGCUUCCAACUUUGCUUUUUUUCUUUCUGGCCUUUUUUCCCCCCGACCAGCCAGCCAGCCAGCCAGCCAGCUCGCUCGCUCGCUCUUCUGUUUGGUUGCUCUUUCCUUUUGCUUGCCUAAAUGAAGCCAUGUGGACACAA
This is a messenger RNA of Syngnathus typhle (broad-nosed pipefish), 1315 nucleotides long. RefSeq names its product ribonuclease T2, like (gene rnaset2l). Gene Ontology annotation, biological process: RNA catabolic process. The transcript is spliced from 9 exons. The coding region runs from base 305 to 1063 and encodes 252 amino acids. Gene Ontology annotation, cellular component: extracellular region. Gene Ontology annotation, molecular function: RNA binding; ribonuclease T2 activity. The record is from RefSeq and is a predicted model, not a curated record. NCBI's taxonomy places the organism in Eukaryota, Metazoa, Chordata, Actinopteri, Syngnathiformes, Syngnathidae.